AUGACGGCAAAGUGGCAAGUCACCCGUCUCCUGCACGGGGUCCGAGCCAUCGUCGGCGGUCAAGGUCCUCCUGUGGUGCUCAUUCCCGGCUGGCCACAGACAGCAGAAGCGUGGAGUGACAUGUUUGAGCCACUUUCCAGAAACUACCAGUUCUUUGCACUUGACCCCCCAGGCUUGGGUGAUUCUCUUCCUCCCGCCAAUGGCUAUGAUACCGCGAACGUGAGCAAGAUCAUGGCCGAAGCCAUUCACGACGCUUUGAAAGAACAACCGUAUCAUCUAAUUGGCCAUGAUGUGGGCGGAUGGAUCGCGUAUCCCUGGGCCGCUCAAUUCCAAUCGAGAAUCAAAUCGCUCAGUAUCUUAGAUGCAUCAGUGCCGGGUUUCUUGCCUCAGUUUCAGUUCCCAUUGUCUCAGCAGACCAAUUUGCGUCUUUGGCAAUUCUCCUUCAAUGCACUUCCUGAGUUACCUGAAAUCCUGACGAGCGGUCGUGAGCGGGAGCUCUUGACCUGGUUUUUCAACUUGAAGACCGUUCAUCCCGAUGGAGCCAUGAGUCGAGGAUUCGAGUACUAUCGGUCUUUUGAGACGAGCUCGAAGCAGAAUCUGGAGUUCGCAAAGACACCACUUGAUAUUCCUGUCUUAGCUCUGGGUGGAGAGAGCUCGGUUGGUACGGGUAUGAUCGAUUUGGUUCAGAAGUUCGCGGCCAAUGUUUCCGGAGGCGCUAUUCACGAUUGUGGCCACUUCCUCCCCGAAGAGCAACCAUCUGCUGUUGCGCAAAGACUGCUGGAAUUCUUGGACGCAAACCAAAAGGAGUGA
Molecule: messenger RNA, 810 nt
Organism: Aspergillus luchuensis
Lineage: Eukaryota; Fungi; Ascomycota; Eurotiomycetes; Eurotiales; Aspergillaceae
Product: alpha/beta fold hydrolase
Exons: 2
Coding region: 1-810 (269 amino acids)
Molecular function (GO): catalytic activity
Source: RefSeq, a predicted model, not a curated record